This is a messenger RNA of Prosopis cineraria, 2574 nucleotides long. RefSeq lists its product as uncharacterized. NCBI's taxonomy places the organism in Eukaryota, Viridiplantae, Streptophyta, Magnoliopsida, Fabales, Fabaceae. The coding region runs from base 520 to 1893 and encodes 457 amino acids. The transcript has a single exon. The record is from RefSeq and is a predicted model, not a curated record.
UCCCUGGCAAGUCUACCCCACCCCAAUCUCUUCCGGGAGCGAAAGCAGCCACCCUUUUAAGAUAGAGAAAAAGGUCUGAGAGAAGUGAAAACCAUCUCUUUCCUUGAAACCCUAACACGGGACAAAGGGAUGCUCUCAAGUCCCGAGCCCAAACACCGAAAUUUUAUCGACUGAUGCGUACGCCCUCUCCCUUCUAGUAAUAAAUUGAUGUUUAUUCUUUUCUGUACGUAUAUCCUUUUGCUCCAAGACAAACCAAAAAGCAACACCACCACUGUUUGGGUUGCAGAUCAGAGCCUUAAAGACUUCGGUACUUUUCUGAAAGCUUUCUUUCCAGAACCACUAAUAUCUCUCCCUCUCUCUCUUUUUUUUCACUUCUCUCCAUACCUCGUUCUGUAGCCUCCUCUUAAAUGGCUAUGUGUAAGUAAUUCACAAAAUUUCUCUGCAACAACCCCACCCCCAAGAAAUAAAUAAAUAAAUCUCCCUCACCUCAACCUCUUUUCAUUUUCUGCUCUCUCUCUCAUGGAUUCGGCGAACAGUGGGAGUAUGCAAUCCUCCAGCGGCGGUGACGAAGACUACGAUUCACGCGCCGAAUCCAUCUCCGCCUUCCUGAACAACCCGCCCGCGCACGUCGGUACCUUCACCAGUCAGCAUAACCACAUCCAUAUGUUGGACCCUUUGUCGAAUUACUUCGAUCCCAAUCCCAAUCCGAAUACCGCCCAAAGAUCGCCGUCGCUUUCCAAUUCCAACCCGCUCCUGAACCUGGACAUGGCGUGGUCUAAACCCGGUAGAUCCACGGAUCUUGGGGCCUUGAUGCCUUCUUCAUUGUCAGCACAGAACCAGGGUUUGGUGUCGGGUCAAUUGGGAGGUCAAGGCAGGGGCGGUGCGUUCCCCGCUGCACAGCAAACUCUGCCUUCAGAAAGUUGUUCGCGAGGAUUACUUUCGGUGUCAGGCGCCAAUGAUCAGGCCCACUCCAACUCCUCCAAUAGCAACACGGUUCGAAACCCGAAGAAGAGGUCUAGAGCUUCUAGGCGUGCACCCACCACUGUUCUCACUACGGAUACCACCAACUUCCGUGCCAUGGUUCAGGAGUUCACCGGCAUCCCCGCACCUCCCUUCACUUCCUCUCCUUUCCCCAGAGCCCGUUUGGAUCUCUUCAGUUCGUCUGCUCCUUCUUCUGCUUUCAGAUCUCCCCAUUUCGACCCUCCCUUGCCUCCUUAUCUUCUCCGACCUUUUCCUCACAAACUUCACUCCCCGAACCCGUUUCUGUCUCCCUCUUCUUCCUCUCCAAUGCCGUCAUUUCCCACUACGUCCUCCAUGGUCGAUCCCUUGCCUUCUAAUCCCGCCACUAAUUCUUCUACUUCCAUUAACUACCAACUCACUUCUGAUUUAGGCCUCCUGAAACAGCCUCCUCUCAACGUGAACACCAUGCACGUCCCAUCAGUUCUCAACUUCCAAUCCAUCCUCCAGCCUCCACCCAAAUUCCCUGCCCAGAAUUCUCCCUCCAUUCUCGCCCCUAAAUCUCAAGGCUCUUUGGAAAUUCCUCCCUCUGCUGAUUCACAUCUCAAAAUGGGUGUGUUGGAGGAAUUGGGAUUGACCCAUGCCCACGUUAACGCCAACGUCGCCGGGCUCCAUCGGACCAUGGUUUCCUCAUCAUCGGACGGAGCAAUGAGGAGGAGGGUCGGCAUGGCUGCGAACAACGAAGGAGAUGAUGGAUCGCUCGUGAGGUCUCUUGGUGGCGCCAACUACAGUAACACUGAGCGAGUUGGUAAUGGGAUAGUAAACUACCUGGCUUCUUCGGAUAAUUUUCAUGGAGAGAAGGGGCCGGAGUGUGUUGCUGCUGUGCCGAGAAGUGAAGGUAUGGUGGAAUCAUGGAUUAAUUGCUCAUCUGAUUAGUUAACAACAUCCACCGAAAGGAAACGAAUAAGAAUUUAUUAUCUCACCAGUUCAAGCUAAUGCAUGAAAGAGUGAAUCUACGUAUUCUCAUCUUAUAACCAGACUUAAAACAGUUUUUUAAAUCUUUUUUUCUUUUUGGGUCCUUUCGGUCCCUUCGAAUUAUGUGUAAAUAAUAGCUAGCAGCUAGUUCUUUUCCUUCUUUCUCAUUUUUCUUCCAUUCCUCUUCAUUUUCAACUAUGCUUUUGAUCGUAUGCAUUCAUAUAUAUACUAAAGGAAUAUAUAUCUGGUGGUGGGUUUCGUAUAUUGUUUAUUGCUGCAGGAAUUUGAAAUGUGUCUAUCUGCUAUUUAAUAUAGUGUCUUGCUUUGACUUGCGUGUGAAUGAGAGAAUGAACAACAUAAUUUCCAGUAUUGACCCACGUCGCCUCCUAAUCCCGCUGCUUCCUUCUACCUGCUUCUACUUCUUCUCCUUCCUUCUUUUCUUGUUUUUUUUUUAAUGGCGUUUAAAAAAUUGAAGGUUUUAGGAGUAAUUGGAGGCGAGAUUUGUGGAAUCGCUAGCCGCCGCAAUCUCGUUUUAGUGAAAUCAAAGAUACAUUUCUUCCAUGUGUCGUUUUUUUAUUUUUAGAUUUGUACCCAUAAUAAAAGCAAGAGUAUAAAACACAUGGACAUGUUUUAUAUAUAUCA